Molecule: messenger RNA, 1515 nt
Organism: Durio zibethinus
Lineage: Eukaryota; Viridiplantae; Streptophyta; Magnoliopsida; Malvales; Malvaceae
Source: RefSeq, a predicted model, not a curated record
UUACAGCCCAAUAAAUUAAAUAAACCAUUAAAAGUUUGGCUAAAAACUCUGAAAACCAAAAAGCCAACAAACCAGAGAUCAAAUGGCAAAGACUGAUUAACAGAUUAGAUUAAGAGACAAGACGUGAAGACAAUGAUGUUCUAAAUUCUUAAUUCCGAAGAAUGAUAUUUCAUGAUUCCUGCAUUUUUUUUUUCUCUUUCUAAAGAGAACAAGAGAGUUGCUUGAAUUGAGUUACCUGAAAAGUCCUUCUUUGAUUUGCUCUCUGCCCCUAAGCUGUUUCCUUUAAGCUUGCUUGGUCUCCACUUCAUAGGAAAGCGAAAGUUAAUUCCUCUGCCUCUUAAUUUACUCAAAUUGGAUGAAGAGCUUGUGAUAUAGAUUGAAGAAUCAAGGUUAGAUUUUAAGGUGACAAUGUGGUUGUUUCCAUCAAAUUCAAGUGUUACAACGGGGCAGAGUAAUGGUGGAAACAAUCGUGCUUUGUUGUAUCUCAAUGUAUAUGACCUCGCACCUAUAAAUAACUACCUUUACUGGUUCGGACUUGGGAUAUUCCAUUCGGGGAUUGAAGCACAUGGUUUGGAGUAUGGCUUUGGAGCACAUGAGUACCCUACAAGUGGGGUGUUUGAAGUGGAACCAAGAAGUUGUCCUGGUUUCUUCUUCAGAAGAUCAGUAUUAUUGGGUAGCACUAACAUGUCUCGAUCAGAAUUUCGGUUAUUUAUGGAACAGCUUUCUCAAAAAUACCAUGGGGACACAUAUCAUUUGAUUGCCAAGAAUUGCAACCAUUUCACUGAUGAAGUGUGCAUGCAGCUAACUGGAAAGUCUAUUCCUGGAUGGGUAAAUAGGCUGGCACGACUAGUUUCAGGUUCAUUUUGUAACUGUCUACUUCCAGAAAGCAUUCAGGUUACUGCAGUUCGACAUCUUCCUGAUCAUCCAGCAUAUUCUGAUGAUGAGAGAUCAGAUUCUGCUGCAACAUCUUUAAUGGCAGAGAGUGAAGAAGAGGAUGCAGAUCAUCAUCUGCUGACUACACCACAUAGUGAUGUUGCAUUUCUCAAAGAAAGACCAGUGAAGCUUGCAAAAGAACUCUUAUGAUUUUUCCUCCCAACUGUAAUUUGUUUCAUUUGUGGGUCUUUCUGUUUAUUUUUUUCUUCUAACCUAUGGUCUCAAAUGCAUCUGAGUAUAUGUCAGAGCUCUUCAAGGUACAGUGAGGACGCUGUUGACUUCAUUUUUAUUCAAAAAUGUAUGAUCAUGCUCCAACUUAUUCCUUUACUACGAUGCAUAGAUUUAGAGUUGUUACAGUAUGACCCUCGAAGUCAUGGGUUGUUACUAGAUGCCAUUAGGUUGGAAGAAUUCCCAUGUUUUUGUAAUGUAGCACUCCUUGAAUGUUGUGCAUCCUGGCUAAAUUCUCGGAUCUGUAUUAUUAGUUGUAUUUCCUUCAUCUCCUUGUGAGAAAAUUAUUGUAUUCUGACAUCUUUCGUUCGUCAAACAGAAGAUUUCUUUUUGCUUCUAGGUUUGGUUGAAGCA